GAAUGGAAACCAUUGGCAUGGCCGAAAUCCAAGGUUCUACGUGAUUUUCACCUGCAAUCUCAAGAAGAGAGAUGUCGCAGGCCUUGACCCUUCCCCUACAUCUGGGUUUUCCGGCCUUAAAAGCCAAGCCAACUUGGCUCAAUCUCCGCCGUCCCGCCUCAUGCUCCUCAAUUUCUCCUCCGCGUAAUCUAGAUUUCUCUUGCGUGAGGAGAUGCAGUGUGCAGCCAAUUCUUGACCUCAAAGCUGGAAAAGGCAUGAGUGGAUUUCAUGAGAUUGAGCUUAAAGUCCGAGAUUACGAGCUGGAUCAGUAUGGUGUUGUUAACAAUGCUGUUUAUGCAAGUUAUUGCCAACAUGGUCGUCAUGAACUACUGGAAUGUAUUGGUAUCAACUGUGAUGUAGUUGCACGCAGUGGUGAUGCAUUAGCUUUGUCAGAGCUGUCACUGAAAUUCCUUAAACCUUUAAGAGUAUAAUUCUGAUCUUUAUAUUUCCAACUGCUGAAUUUCUUGCCCAUUCAUAUGUUGCUUUAUUCACUUAACCCUCCAAGGCAUGAAUACAUUCUGCCAUCACUCAAACUUCUUUGUUACCUUCAGAUUCAGUUCGAAAGGGCUUCAUCUGAGGGGUUAGAAAGAAAUUCUUGAUGAUACAAUUCUAAGUUUAUGGAAGAAAUUGUUACAUGCCAACACAUACAUUUUACAUGAAUCAUUGCUUGAACUAGUGAAGAUUGAUGAAAAGGGAUUAGCUCAUAUCCCUCCAACGUGUAUGCUGCAAUUUUUGAUAGCCUUUUAUCCCUGUUGGUAAAUACCUUUAGCAAUCUUACUUAUCCGUUCCAGUGGUGCUUCUCUGCAUGCAGAGUGGAGACAAGUUUGUUGUGAAAGUGAGGAUCUCAGGUUCCUCUGCUGCUCGCUUUUACUUUGACCAUUUCAUUUUUAAGCUACCAAAUGAAGAGCCUAUUCUGGAAGCAAAGGCAACAGCUGUCUGGCUUGACAAAAAUUACCGCCCUGUUCGUAUACCGCCCGAGUUCAGAUCAAAACUUGGGCAGUUCCUUAGCCAGGAUGAGUCUAAUUGAUUUACUCAACACAUCAAUCCAUAUUCUUAGAUGGGAAUUCCCAUUCCGUCUAUACAAUUCCCUCUACACAAUUACAAGUGUUCUUCAUUCUGAAAUUUUAUAUCACAAUUAAGAUUUUGGUUACCCUUUUUUCCUCUGGAGUUGCUGAGGAAUGAUUGAUGUUAUUCAGUUUUCUAAGAGUUUAAUUUAAUAAAUAAUUUAUUAACUU
Rubroshorea leprosula is the source of this 1274-nucleotide messenger RNA. The record is from the annotation of a GenBank genome assembly. NCBI's taxonomy places the organism in Eukaryota, Viridiplantae, Streptophyta, Magnoliopsida, Malvales, Dipterocarpaceae.